UGAUAAAAACGCAGUCUUUGCAAUUGUUCUCUUCUAAUAUGAGUUAUUCGAGAACAUACAGGAAUUCAAACGGUGUCGGUGCCUACAGGACAAACUUAAACGAAGGACAAAAUGAACGCCAAGGUGCUACCGGAAGCCAAGCGGAACAACCACAACAAGAAGAAACGGCCGCGCCGAGCCUAGAAAGAGUUAACAGGAGAGAUGGAUUCACCAUGUUUAGACCAGACGAAAAGAAGAGGGCUCAUUUGACGGAAAUGGCUAGGAGGGAAGAAGAAGAUGCAAGGGCUCACAGAGAGGCCAGACGUGUACGACAUGUUCAUGAAAGACCUGCCAGAGUGGGUGGUACAACUGGGUACUCCACAGUCGUGAAGCAGAAACAGAAGGCUGUUACAUCAGCAAGCAAAGGGCUAGAAAUGCAGAAAAAACGAGAACAAUGGCAGAGAGAGAAGAGGGAAAGAGAGGAGAAAGAACUUCAAGAAAAGAAGGCAAAAGCAAGGGCUCAGUCAGAGAGGAAUGAAGCUCUGAGGGCUGUUAGAGCUCAGGAAGCCAUGGAGCGACACAGGAAUGACCACAGAUCGAAGAAUCAAGAAUUUCUGGAUAGACUUGAGAGAGGAAGUGAUAGAUACAAUUAUUAUUAAUGAAAAGGGUGUGUAUUGACUCUCCUGUGGACCUUGUUUAGCUUCUUCUCAGCAUGUUUUUUUUGGGAAAUUUGGUUUGAAACAUUGAACACCAGACAGGACCAUGUUUGAAAUUUUUUAUUAUUAUUUCUAAACAUAUUUACUUGAGUUAUUCAUAUCCCUCCCACCCUAAAUGCAUUGUGGCAUAGCACUUCUUACUGCCAGACAAAUCAGAUUACCAGUAGUUCAAAUGGUGAAUCCUGAUUAAACAAGUUAUAUGUAUGCACAGAAAGGUAAAUAAUUUUGUUAAAGAAAAAGAACAGUGUACUACAUUAGACUAGCUACUUAAUUUACACAAUUGCUUUCUGAUGGUCUAUCAAA
Molecule: messenger RNA, 998 nt
Organism: Pocillopora verrucosa
Lineage: Eukaryota; Metazoa; Cnidaria; Anthozoa; Scleractinia; Pocilloporidae
Product: epithelial-stromal interaction protein 1-like
Source: RefSeq, a predicted model, not a curated record